Molecule: messenger RNA, 831 nt
Organism: Botrytis deweyae
Lineage: Eukaryota; Fungi; Ascomycota; Leotiomycetes; Helotiales; Sclerotiniaceae
Exons: 4
Coding region: 1-831 (276 amino acids)
Molecular function (GO): peroxidase activity
Source: RefSeq, a predicted model, not a curated record
AUGAGACUCAACGUUCUUCCCGCUACUCUAGCCUUUGGCUUGGUCACUGCUAGAGCUCACUAUCACCAACAUGAUGCCGUCAAUGAUACUGAAGGUGUUUGGAUAGCACCUACAGAUACCGACUUCCGCGGUCCAUGUCCCAUGAUGAACACCCUAGCAAAUCAUGGGUUUCUUCCCCGCGAUGGCAGGAAUCUCACGGAAUACAACGUUGUCAAGGGUCUCAACGAUGGUCUCAACUUCAACAAAUCUCUCGCAACAAUCAUGUUUCAACAAGCCAUACCAGUUAGCCCAGCUUACCCCAAUACCACCUCCUUCACUCUCGACGAUCUGAACCGCCACAACGUCCUCGAACACGACGGAAGUAUAAGUCGUUCCGACGCCUACUUCGGCAACAACCACAUUUUCAACCAAACCAUCUUCGACACCACAAAAGUCUACUGGCCCUCCGAGGUCCUCACCGCUCAACAUCUCGUCGACGGUAAACUCUUCCGACAAAUCGUUUCUCGCUCCACCAAUCCCAACUUCACAUUCACCUCCACCGUGGAAGCAUUCAGUCUUGGAGAGAUGGCUGCGCCAAUUGUCGCUUUUGGUGAUAAAUUUGCGGUUACAGCGAAUAGAACUUUGGUUGAGAGUUGGAUUGAAAAUGAAAAAUUGCCUACUGAAUUGGGAUGGAGUAAACCAGCCGAGGAGGUUACUUUGGAUGAUAUCUCAUACGUGACGCAGUAUCUUGGCAACCUUACUACGGUUCAGAGCGAUAUUGUUCUUACACCAAGAGAUCAGACUACUAGUGCCCAUGCUAAACGUAUGGGUCAUUGGGGUAUCUCCAUGUAA